UCACAGAUGAUUUUCGCCAAAGCGCGUCAGCGCCAGAGUGGUGAGGGCGGAGAGCGUGGAGAGUUAGGUUAAAGCAAGUAAUGACGGUAACCAAUAGCAAGUUCGAAUGCAAUGGAGGCUGGUCCAGAUAGUUCCAUGUGCUCCAUACCUAGCUCGUAGAACAACUUCAAGUGAACGAUAUUGCCAUAUUUGUAUGUAUUCUGUAAAAUAUCGAUUCACCGAACAAGCAUUUCAUCGGUCAGCUAUCUUCAGCUCCACGUCACACCCUUCUGGCUCCUCACGCACGUCACGCACCUCACACAUAGUCUAACGUACAGAUUCAUGACCUAUAUUUCGCUCCGUAAUAGCUUGUCAUAACCCCAAAAUUGAGUGGUUUUUUGAGGUUUAGUUCGUAGUGCGGUGUUGUACUAAAUGUUUGUACAUGCACGGUAGAUAAGAAUAACCUACGGCAGUGUAUAUGCAGUCCCUUGUACCUCUGAGACAAAUCGUUGGCACAGUUUCAUCGAAAAUUCUACUGAAAGAAAAUAUCAUCCAUCUGAUACCCAGCAUUGAUUAUUUUCAGGUUUGUGUGGGGAACAGUACGCCUACACACAAAACUGAGGAAAAUCUUAAAUGGAGAAAAUUUAACACUUAAUUAUUGACUCUAUACCACUGAAACUGAACAUAAAGUGUUGGAGAAACUGUGAGCCAAGAAAAAUUAAAUUGGGGUUCCACUGUAUUAGUUUCUGAUCAUAAGAAUAAGUAUGAAUAUGAAAUCGACAAUUCAUUUUGAGAGAGACACAAAACUUAAGAUAGCAGAUAUUUCCUGUGGCAGCACCAGUACUGAAUCUACACAUCAAAAAUGGAAGCAGACUCCAUCCAUCAUUGGAGAUGAAUUGAUUGUACCUGAUAAAGUUUUGAAAACUGCACCUGAUUGUCAGAGUGUUGAGUGUUCAAGUACAGAAAUUUACAUCCACAAAAGAUCAAAACUCUCCACCUCAUUAGUUACAAAUACAUGUUUGAAUAACAGCAAUAAAAGAAAUUUCAUUAAGAAAACUGUUAAUGCUUCAUCAGUUACAAGGCGUAAUUACCGUGAGUCAAAAACUGGAGGAACAUACUGCAUUGCUCGGUGGUGUGGUAACAAUGCAAAGAAAACCCCUGGUAUUUCCUUAUUCAGAAUACCAAAAGAUCCAGACAGGGCACUCUUAUGGCUCACUAAUGCAGAGCGAGAAGAUCUGAAAAUCUUAAGUAUGGAGAUUCUACAUACAAAAUAUUUAUGUAUGGAACAUUUUAAUGAUGACAUGUUCAUGAACAGCUGUAAGAAGAAACUGGUAUGGAAUGCCUUGCCAACACUUUUUCCAAAACCUGAUUAUGCACACAGAAAAGAAUCUAAAAUUAAUUCACAUCAACAACAGAAGACAAAUAUUCCAGAAACUAAAUAUAUAAUACUUUCAAAGGUUCAUCAUCCUACAAGAAGACGACCACUCAGACCCAAACCAUUAACUGCUGAACUCAGUGCAGAGGCAGGAUUGAAGAGUCACCCAGGUGUUUGUAAUUCUGAAGAAGUACAGAAUGUGUCAGAGUCAGCAGUAAGUUCUUUAGCAAACAGUUCACAGUGCAUAAAAAGUGAGGAAUCAAGAUUGACUGAAAUAAGAAAAAGUACUUUGAAGAUGAAGAUGAAUGAUACAAAUGCAGUACCUAAGUGUCAGAUCACUUCACAGUUCUUACUGCAAGGAACCAGAAUGUUAGCCAUGCCAAAUACAAGUAGACAUACUGCUAAAUGUCAGGAACCAACAGGGCAUACAAGGACUGGAAACAUCAUUGUAUGUAGUAACUUAAAUGAAAUUGUAGAUUUAAAACAAGACAAAAUACAAACUGUAACAAGUACCUGUGAAUAUUUAGCUCUUGGAAGUACAGAUUCUGUUGAUCACAGAGAUAAUCAUAGUGAUACAUCAAGAGAGGGAGGUGACAGGAAAAAUGACAAUGAUACUUUAAUGAGUGAUGAAUCAUAUUUAAAUUGUGAUGUUGAAAGUUUAUGUUUGGACCAUGCAUUUCGAGAAACCAACGAAAGGAUAUACCCAUGCCGGUACUGUGGUGAGAUGUUCCUGGUAAAAAGUAAUCUCAUCUUACAUCAGACAACAUACCAUUCAGAUCAUCCUGUUGGGUGUGAACUAUGUGGGAAAGUGCUUUAUAAAUCUCGAAGUGAGUUCAUGGAGCAUGUCUGUGAUCAUCAUAGUGACAACACACACAAUUAUGUACCAUAGCAUGAUGUUAACAUAACAUGUCAUGUAAGCAAUGAAUAAUUAUUUAUGGUUUAUUUAAUGAAUAAUGUAUUAGAAAGAAUGUUGAAGGAAGCAAUGAUGACCUAAUUUGAGAUACCAUCGUGGCAGCUGCCCACCAGGGCUAAAAAAACCAAUAAGCCUCAGAAUAACUGGUCUCUGAGCCAAGGUUUUAACUUAUCUCACACAUAGAAAGCAGAAAUUCUACUCACUUAUUCAUGAUGUUAUCAUGUACUCAGAACUAAGAUUAUUAUGUAAGAAAAUACCAUUGUUUCAUAAUACUGAAUUAAAGGAUCCUUUAAAGAUCUGACA
Cryptotermes secundus is the source of this 2570-nucleotide messenger RNA. RefSeq lists its product as uncharacterized. Gene Ontology annotation, molecular function: sequence-specific DNA binding. Bases 744 to 2243 code for a protein of 499 amino acids. NCBI's taxonomy places the organism in Eukaryota, Metazoa, Arthropoda, Insecta, Blattodea, Kalotermitidae. The transcript is spliced from 6 exons. The record is from RefSeq and is a predicted model, not a curated record.